GGAGCAGCCACCGCUGACCUUGCGUUGCCUCCCUGCAUUGUGACACGGGGAGCGCGCGGGAGGAGCCGCUUCUUCACUGCAUUGUGACACGGGGAGCGCGCGGGUGGAGCCGCUUCUUCACUGCAUUGUGACACGGGGAGCGCGCGGGAGGAGCCGCUUCUUCACUGCAUUGUGAUACUGGGAGCGCGCAGGAGGAGCCGCUGAGCUCGCGCUUUUUCACUGCAUUGUGACGCUGAGAGCGCGCGAGAGGAGUAGCUGCUGAGCUAGCGCUUCCUCACUAUUGUCUCCAUAUUACACGCUGGGAGUGCGCGGGUACAGCCGCUGAUGAUGGGCGACGGGUGAGGCCGCCGACAGUUACCGUGCUCUCCCCGCUCUCAGGCGACACCAUGUGGCUCGUCGUGGCCCUAUUGUCGGUGCUGCCGUUCGCCUUUUUCGACUUAUGGUAUUUCAUACGUGGGGCUCUGCUAUUCCUGGUCGCUUCAUUCGAGAUCCCAGUGAAGGAUAUCCUGAAGGAGCAAACGGUUCGCGGUAUUGUGCUCAUGCAAGACAUCGACUUCCUGGGCCACAUGAAUAAUUCUCGAUACCUGCGGGAGUGUGACUUUGCCAGGGUCUCCCUCUAUAUCCGCAAUGGCAUAUUCCAAGUAACAAGAAAGUUAAAAGCUAACAUGGUGCUUGGUGCUGCAACCAUACGAUACAGAAGAUCUCUGCGUUUGUUUGAACAAUUCAAGAUUCGGUCUAGAAUUCUUUGCUGGGAUGAAAAGGCUUUCUAUAUCGAGCAGGAAUUCAUCUCUUGCAGGGACAGCUUUGUGUGUGCCACCAUGCUGUGUCGACAGAACGUAUUGUACAGCACCCCAGACAAGUUGCUGCAAAUCCUAUGUAAGAGGAAGGUGGAAUGCCCAGAUUUUACCGAAGAGCUACAGUUGUGGAUCAAGUACAACCUGGCCAACAGUGCAAAGCUGAAAGCGUAGAAGGAUCCCAGCACCAAGACCAAACAGCCCUGGGCAAAUGAUCAAGAAACAGGAACAGUAGAGGUCCGUGGUGAUAUUAGCAGUAGUGUGUUACUGUAAUUUCAACUUUCAGCCAGAGGCUUCGUUUCAUUUAAACUCCUUAUAAAAUAAUUUAUGUUUCAAUGGAAAAGUUUAGAAUCACUGAUAUGAGCUUUACAUUACAAAUCAAUGACCUCAGAUGGUACAUUCCUCAAAACCUGUAUUGUUAUUGUUUUGUUCUUGUGAGAUCUCUAUUGUUCAAUAGAUAAAUAUACAACUACUGCUGGCUUGAGAAAAUUAUAUUUAUCAUUUUCAGGAUGUUUGGAGAUCUUUGUCAAUGUGUAUUAAAAUUACUAUAUCCCCACGUCUUAUCUCAAAGUUCAAUAUAUUCCUUUUGUAUGUGAUGUCUAUCGCUAUUGCUGUAAUAUGAUUUUCUAUUACAAUUAAUUCCCAAA
This is a messenger RNA of Carcharodon carcharias (great white shark), 1441 nucleotides long. Its product is annotated as protein THEM6-like. The transcript is spliced from 4 exons. NCBI's taxonomy places the organism in Eukaryota, Metazoa, Chordata, Chondrichthyes, Lamniformes, Lamnidae. The record is from RefSeq and is a predicted model, not a curated record. The coding region runs from base 387 to 968 and encodes 193 amino acids.